Messenger RNA from Bufo bufo (common toad), 2282 nucleotides. RefSeq names its product gastrula zinc finger protein XlCGF57.1-like. Gene Ontology annotation, molecular function: RNA polymerase II cis-regulatory region sequence-specific DNA binding; DNA-binding transcription activator activity, RNA polymerase II-specific. Gene Ontology annotation, cellular component: nucleus. Lineage: Eukaryota; Metazoa; Chordata; Amphibia; Anura; Bufonidae. Gene Ontology annotation, biological process: regulation of transcription by RNA polymerase II. The record is from RefSeq and is a predicted model, not a curated record. Bases 283 to 1725 code for a protein of 480 amino acids. The transcript has 3 exons.
CCUACAGUGAAGAAAGAGAGAAGAACAUCGAAGAGAUGUCCCAGUCCUCUUCUUCCACAGGAUGGUUCAGAAGAACAUUACAAUGUCCCACAGGAUGAUCAGGUUCUGAAUCCAGGAGAAGAUCUGAACAUUAUAUAUGUUACAGAGACAGAUGUGAAGGACGAUGAGCAGAGUACAGAGGACAUUCCUACAGAUAACCGCCCAGAUGACUGUACCUGGAACCCAGAGGAACAUCUGGUAUAUUCUGAUUUUAAAGAAGAUUAUUAUGGUGUCACACAAGAUAUGUAUGAAGAGCAUGCCAAUAUCCAAGAUGUAUCCUUAUCCAUUUACAGGAAAAAUGUAUCAUUUGAUCCUUUUAAACAGGUCCAAUUUUCUGAUUUGUCACAGACUAUAACACAAAAUAAAAGUUACAGAAAAGAUGUUAAAUGUCAAACAGCUCACAUAAGUGUGGAGCCAUUUUCAUGUUUAGAAUGUGGAAGAUGUUAUAGCUAUGAAUCGGAACUUGUUACACAUCAGAUAAUUCACACAGGGGAGAAACCAUAUUCAUGUUCAGAAUGUGGGAAACGUUUUAAUCGUAAAUCUAAUCUUGUUGAACAUGAGAGAAUCCACACAGGGGAGAAGCCAUAUUCAUGUUUAGAAUGCGGGAAAUGUUUUAACCAUAAAUCAGAUCUUGUUAAACAUGAGAGAAUUCAUACAGGGGAGAAACCAUUUUCAUGUUUAGAAUGUGAAAAAUCUUUUAACCAUAAAUCAGAUCUUAUUAAGCAUAAGAGAAUUCACACAGGGGAGAAGCCAUAUUCAUGUUCAUACUGUGGAAAAUGUUUUGCUGGAAAACAAAAUCUGGUUACACAUCAAAGAACUCAUACAGGGAAGAAGCCAUUUGCAUGUUCAGAGUGUGGGAGAUAUUAUAGCUAUGAAUCAGAACUUAUUAGACAUCAGAGAACUCACACAGGGGAGAAGCCAUUUUCUUGUCCAGAAUGUGGCAAAUCUUUUGCUUUAAAAAAAUAUCUUGUAACACAUCAAAGAACUCAUACAGGGGAGAAGCCAUAUUCAUGUUCAGAAUGUGGGAAAUGUUUCGCUAUAAAAAAAGUUCUUGUCAGACAUCGGAGAAUUCACACAGGAGAAAAGCCAUAUUCAUGUUCAGAAUGUGGGGAAUGUUUUGCUGUAAAAAAAUAUCUUGUUAGACAUCAAAGAAUUCACACAGGAGAGAAACCAUUUUUAUGUUCAGAAUGUGGAAAAUGUUUAAACGAUAAAUCAGCCCUUGUUACACAUCUGAGAAUUCACACAGGGGAGAGACCAUUUUCAUGUUCAGAAUGUGAAAAAUGCUUUAGUCAUAAAUCAGAUCUUGCUAAACAUCGGAGAAGUCACACAGGGGAGAGGCCAUUUUUAUGUUUAGUGUGUGGCAAACGUUUUGCUGUAAAAAACUAUCUUGUUAGACAUCAGAGAAUUCACACAGGGGAGAAGCCAUUCUCAUGUUCAGAAUGUGGGAAAUGUUUUCAGCAGAAAUCAUCUCUUAUUACACAUCAGAGAAUUCACACAGGGGAGAAACCAUUCUCAUGUUCAGAAUGUGGGAAAUGUUUUCAGCAGAAAUCGGCUCUUGUUACACAUCAGAGAAUUCACACAGGGGAAAAGCCAUAUUCAUGUUCAGAAUGUGGGAAAUGUUUUCACCAGAAAACACAUCUUGUUAAACAUCAACAAAAAACACACAGUAGAGAAGCCCAUGUUUAGCCCAUUAGUGACCUUCCACACCUGUAUUUUACAGCGGUCACUAACUGGCUUUAUUCCAAUGGAUACACCUUUUGACAGUGCUGUAUCAGAAUAAAAUAGCACUGCCAGAAAUUAAAACAGCACCGUGCUUUCGGCUACCAGAGGUGGCUUAGGGCUUGGAGCAAUGCUCAGAGAGGUCUCUAAACACAUUUGGUCUCCUGUACUGGUGAUCAACAAUAAAAUCUCUCACCAAAAAUAUUCAGCAAGAAGAAACAGAAGAGUAGGCCCCCUCAAAGUCUUCUUUGGAGGAGCAGUACCAUUACUGACAGAAUAUAAUACAAUCAGACAUUGGAAUAUUGUGUAAUGUACCAAAAUACAGGUUCAACCAGUGGUGGGACUUUAUAUAGCAGCAUUGAUAGUACAUUUCAUUAAUUGUAUUGGUUUGGGUUGGUGACUGUUGUCAGCUAUGGACAGCCCCUAAAAAUCAGUUUUUUUUUAUAAACCCUUGUAACAAACCCGAGGAGCAGAUGAGGAAAUGUCUCUUCUCUGUUCUCAUAACUUGCUGUUACCAAUCACUA